UCGGUCAGUGUGUUUUGGCGUGGUCGUGAACGCACCACCCAGUCUUUUUUUCUCUCGUUUGGGCGGAGUUUCUGGUUUCUGCUGGAAAACUCCCUGAGCGGAGGGAAGUGAGAGCAGACGAGUUGUCGGAGGGCAGAGAAUACUCACCUGUUGAACAGCAGUGGUCUGAUUUUACAUAAGUUUUUUUUUAACUCACCUGUUUUUCCGCUGACAUUCUGCGAGCCUGAGCCUUCAGGAUGACGGACACUCUGUUACCAAACGGCAUCAAAGACAGCGGAGGAGACCGGAACUAUUUCAGAAAGGGUUGUAACCCAUUUGCCCAGACUGGACGAAGCAAACUGCAGAAUAAGCGAGCCAGUCUGAACCAGCAGAUCAUCAAACAGAUGAGGAUGAGGGCUGGAGCUGAGAACCUGCUGAAGGCUACAUCUAACAACAAGGUUAAAGAGAUGGUUUUGUUGGAGUUGAGCUAUGUUAACUCCAACCUGCAGCUAUUGACGGGGCAGCUGGAAGGACUCAACAGCUCAGUGGAGGUCUACCAGAACACCCAGGAAACAGCCAACAUCCCUCUCAUUGCCCUGGGUCUGAAGGAGACAAAAGAAAUUGACUUCUUCACUCUGUUAAAGGACUUCAUCUUGGAGCACUACAGCGAAGAUGGGAACAAUUAUGAAGAUGACAUUGCUGACCUGAUGGACCUGAGACAGGCUUGCAGAACUCCAAGUCGAAAUGAGGCCGGGGUGGAAUUGCUUGCAAAAUACUUCAGCCAUCUUCCUCUGAUUGAGAGCCGAUUCUUCUCCCCAUCCCACCAGACUGGCAUCUUCUUCACCUGGUAUGAUUCCUUCACAGGAGUGCCAGUGUGCCAACAGAACCUAUCACUGGAGAAGGCCAGCAUCCUCUUCAACAUGGCCGCCCUCUACUCUCAGAUCGGUACCCGUAGUGACCGACAGACGAUAGCCGGCUUGGAGGAGGCCAUUUCUUCCUUCCAGAUAGCUGCAGGUACCCUGAACCACCUGAAGGAAACAUUCACCCACACUCCCAGCUAUGACAUGAGUCCAGCCAUGCUCAGUAUGUUGAUUCGGUUGAUGCUUGCUCAGGCUCAGGAGUGCCUGUUUGAGAAGAUUGCACUGCCUGGGAUCCGAAACCAGUUCUAUUCCCUGAUGAAAAUGGCCCAGGAGGCUGCAAAGGUCUCAGAAAUCUACGACCAAGUCCACCAGUCCAUGAUCCAGACGCCAAUUAAAGACAAUGUCCCGCUGUUCUGGUCCACCAUGUCGCAAGUCAAAACCAACCACUACCGCUCCAUGGCACACUUCUUUGUAGCCUCAGCGCUGCUGGACCAUCAAUUGAGUCCCAGUGAUGAUGAGGACCAGCUGGAGAAAACCUUGUCACAGGUCUAUGACCGCCUUCCUGAGGGACGCACACCUCUGGACAUCCUGAAAAAGAAAGAUGAACGUGAACGCAUCGGCAAAGCACACAUUCGUCGGGCCAUCGCAGGCCACGAGGAGGCUCUGAGGAUCUGCGGCUUGUGCCCCCACUUGAACAAGCUGGAGGUGCUGCAGGAGAUUUUAAAAGCCAGCCACCAGCGCUCACUCAACAAGUACAGUGAACACGAAAAUGAGGAACAGUUUACUGACUACACGGAGGCCCCAGACAUCAUCUCUAAAACAGAGCACAAAGCAGAGAUGGAGGUUCCUGCUACCACAAAGGUGAAAGUCACAGACUUCUUCCAAAGGCUGGGCCCUCUAUCAGUCUUCUCAGCCAAGCAGCGGUGGACAGCCCCACGGACAAUACGACUUCAUGCAGAAGACAGAGACCUGGGCUUCACCCUGAAAGGAGACACUCCAGUCCAGGUGGUUUCGUUGGACCCCCUCUGCUCAGCUGCUGCUGAUGGUCUAAGAGAGGGCGACUACAUUGUGGCAGUGGGCGACACAGACUGCAAAUGGUUGGGUGUGGGUGAGGUGAUGCGGUUGCUGAAAGACGUUAACGAGGAGGGAAUUGACAUCCAGGUGGUCAGCAUGAUGGACAGCAACCCUCCAAUGCCUACCAAGAGUGCCACCUUCUGCGGAAACCUGCCUAAGACCUACUCCAUGAUUUGUCUUGCAUAUGAUGAUGACGACAAGAAUCCCAAGUCUCGCAAAGUAACAAAGAAGCCAUCCUUCAUGAGCUGGGGUCUGAAGAACAAGCUGAAGAGCGCCAGCACUCUCAGCCUUCCCACAGCUGACCACUCUGGUGCCCUUCCCUGGAAUAAACCCUGUCCCACGUUCCCCAGCUCCAGCUCCUACAACAAUGACAGUGCCCUCUACUGAGCUAGCUGCUAAUGUUCUGCUAUAUGAAACCAGCAUGCAGCGUGCAUAUUAAGCCUAGUGUGACUGUGUACAGUACUGUGUUUUACCUAUACUGGACCUGCUAUGGAUAUGGUACAGUACCCUUGUGUUACCACUGGAAUACUGAGGAGUGGUGUAUGUAGCCCGUAUGUCACCAGUGUAAUGAUGAAACUUGUUCCGGCUACCUUGGAAAGUGGCUCUGCCAAAUACUGUACAUAGGUGCCUUUGUUGGUACAUAGGCGCCUUCGCAGCACAGUUAAGUGUCUGAAGUAAACUGGACUGCACAGCAAACAUAAUGAGAAAUCAUUCCGUACCAUGCCAGUAUGUGUACAACACAGUACAACUGCACUGUGGGAAACACACAGCAGUUAUCAUUCCAGUCUAUAUAUAUAUAUGCACACAAAGAAACAGAAUCAGGCUUUAAAGUUAAACUGUCAUCUCAGUAUGUUUUCCUGAAGAAACACUCCAGACGAACUGAAGGACGAAAACAAAGCUGUACAAACACACCCAGCGUAGGUUACUACUUGACUGCAAGGGGAUAAUUUUAAUGUGGUUUCAACAGUCCCUUGUUAGUUUCACUGUGUGCUGAUGUAGCUGUGCAGUUCUCUAUGUUCCCUCAAUACAUGUCUGUUUCAUACUGUAUAUAUGAAGGAUUUGAGUAGUGCCACGGUAUUAGUUGCAAUCAGUGGACUUUGAUCAGUUUUGGGUUUUAAAAUACUUAUUUCUAAAUACAUUUAUAGAUGUUAUGAACCUUGUUGCAGUAUAAUAGUGAUUGAGGGAAAACAUAGUGCUGUGCAGUUUUUUGUCUGGUGAGAAUUGAUGAAUGCAAUGUUCUACAUGCUGCUAAAAACAUAUAUAUACCUUGGUUAUGUAUUAUUGUCACUUUUGUAUUUGUUAGACAGCCUUUGAGGAUUAUUGUCUCUGCUGAGUGUCAUGCCUAGGACACAAUAUUGCUACUUUAGGAUUGCUUCCUUUACCAGUUACGCCAUAGACCAAAAUGCCUACAUGCCAGGAUGUACCAUUUACCAUCCUGACUCAUCUUACCCUGUUCUGUUAUCAGUGCUGCUGCUGUAUGGCACUUUGUCCAUUCGUAAGAGCACGAGCUGCAUGUGUCUCUAUGCUAAUGUGAAUUUUGAUGUAGUUACGGAUUAUUUUGUCUCCAGAAGGGAACAAUAUUGGCAGACCAAUGACAUUCCAGCAGUAUAACGAGACAGCCAGUUGACCCAACAGUCAGGUUUCUACUAUAUGUCUUUCUACCUGUCUCAGUCCUAGCCACCCACAUUUUACUGACACUUUGUUGUGUUGGACUAUCUCUAUCUACAAAGUAGAUUCCUAUACACAUUUGAUAAUCAAAUUGUUUAUGUAAUAAAAAAUACAAAAAUAUAUAUAUUUACCUGUAAAGUUGUAGGUUUCAGAACUAGUUUGUGAAUGGUUAACUUGUGAAUUUUUGCACGUUGGAUUUCUUGGUUUAUUUCUUGGAUGAAUGUAUUUUAUUAGCCUUGCUUAAUCCUUUGAACUUAUAUACUUGUACAUGUUGAGUAUGAAAAGGUAUUUUAAAAUGUUUUUAAACAUUAACACUGAGAAGAUAUAACGCUCUUUACAGUCUCUGUUUACCUAGUGUGGUGUCUCAAGUGCCAUCUAUGCUAAAUCAUGAAGGAAAAUAUCACAAUGAGCAUUUAACAAAAAUGUGCAGUAAUUGAUAAAAUUGAUAAGUGCUAACUAGCAUGUGUACAUACACAGCUGACGUUAGAGAUUUAACAAAUCUUUACAUGCAUUUCAUAGUGCAUAGUGAUCCAAAUGCCUUGGUGUAUAUGUAGAGCAUUAUUGUACCUGUUCUUCUAAGGGUUUCAGGUUGCCUUUGAUUUUUUUCUGUAUUUUAUUCUGCAUAGCAACUGUGGUGUGAAUGCUUGUUGUUGGUAAAAUCUUUGUGUUGUAUGUAUAAUCUUUAAAUCUCAAUAAAAGAUGGGGACAAAACCAA
Scatophagus argus is the source of this 4296-nucleotide messenger RNA. It is a transcript of the gene rhpn2, whose product is annotated as rhophilin, Rho GTPase binding protein 2. Bases 237 to 2300 code for a protein of 687 amino acids. Gene Ontology annotation, molecular function: protein binding. NCBI's taxonomy places the organism in Eukaryota, Metazoa, Chordata, Actinopteri, Scatophagidae. The transcript is spliced from 15 exons. Gene Ontology annotation, biological process: signal transduction; negative regulation of stress fiber assembly. The record is from RefSeq and is a predicted model, not a curated record.